ACGCUUCAUUUUAUGUGAUUGUUAAGAAUUACUUCAAUACAUCAUAAAGGUAACUGUAUACUUUGAGGGCCUUGUUUGCCAGCAACUCCCGAAUAAUGUACUCCACGCCAACUAUUUUUGUUAUGAGGGAAAGCCACGCCAAACACAUCUAUAUAAAAACCAUGACCGGCAUACUGUGCUACGCUUGUGCUAAUUUUGCUCAACGACAAGAUGGAUGUUCCAUACUCAGGUCAAUAAAACCCAAGAGGAUAACAGCUGUCAAAAAGGCUCGUACAAUUUACCAAAACCGCUCAUCCAAUAUAGCUGCUGAACCCACUACAAUUAGCACUCCUUAUCCCAGCAAAUACUUGCGUUUUUACUUCUACAACACUCACCAAUAACAUCUGCUUGCUCAAAAGAUGAAUUACUAUUAC
Messenger RNA from Mycotypha africana, 413 nucleotides. RefSeq lists its product as uncharacterized. Lineage: Eukaryota; Fungi; Mucoromycota; Mucoromycetes; Mucorales; Mycotyphaceae. The record is from RefSeq and is a predicted model, not a curated record. Bases 96 to 380 code for a protein of 94 amino acids. The transcript has a single exon.